UGGGGAGCAGUAGUAAGAGAGGAAGCCCAAGGAGGUGGGGACCAGCUCCAGUGUCCUUUUUGGAGGCCCGAAGGCUGGUAUUUCUGGCCCCAGUGCCCCAUGGCAGGGAUCCUCAUGGAAACCCGCCUGGGAGCGCGCACACUCUGGCUAAUCACAGAUGCAGGCAUUGUGACGGGGUCCUGGUGAGUAGGUGCAUGGCAUUGAUGAGACUGAUGCUGGCCACCAUGUCCAGUUCUGGUGUUCAUGAUGCCCAUAGGGUGGGGCUGAAGCAGUGAGGGGUUGAAGGAGAACCCCCCCAACAAGCUGAGAGCUAAGCCAGCGGCCCCCAGCGAAGGGCUGGUGAGUUCUGCAAGGAGAAGGCUGGGCUAGAAGGGUCGAGCUGAGGCCAGGGGUUUGGCCAGCAGUGGGCUGACCAGGCUCGCUGGGCACGGGCCUGGAGCUGGGAGAAAAGGCUAGAGCAAGGGGAAACCUCCUGAGGAGAAGUCGUCACUGGAGGGGUUCUGAAUCCAGAUGGGAGCAGCGUGUGAGCAAUCUGCUCUGGCUCAGCCAGAUGCUGGCGUUGCUGGGGGGCAGCGCCUGCCUGGGUUGUGCAGGGGUUCUCACCCUGGUGGGUCAAUGCGCCUGUCUGGACUGGCUGCUGUACAGUGAGGGCUGUGUGGCAAUAGGGCUGGGGCACAGGAACACGGAGAGCAGAGAGGUCAGUGUGAUGGGUCCAUGCACCCCAGUGGUGGGGCUGAGAGGCAGCAUUGGCAGGGCAAGCGAUUCACCUAUUGCUAGCAAGUGAAAAGUGCUGACACUUGGCUCUGUUGGGGCAGGUGAGAGACACCCUCUAGCAAGGGUCACGUGCUGCCAUUUGGGAUUGAGCUCUGGGUUUCUAUCUGUCAUGUCUGUAGCCGAGGCCAGGCUGCUCCAUAGCACAGGGCUUUCUCGCCAUCCCCUGGGGCUGCCGCGGUUCCUCAUUAACCAGACAUUGGCCCUGGACCAGACAUUGCAGGAGUGGGCAGCAGGUAGUGGAAGGGAAUGAUUGGGGUGCUGCAGUCCUGCCCCAGGAAUGGUACAGGGAUUAUGGCCAGGUUGCUGCAUGCAGCAGAGAUUCACCUCCUUCUUCCCCCCCUAGAAUUGUGCAAGGAGCAGUGCAGAGCUGUUUUGCCAUCAGAAUGGUGAGGAAGCCGGUGCUGCUGCCUUGAACUUGCAUAGCCCCAGUUUCCAGGCCGCCUCUCCCAAGUCCUGCCAGUAGCUCUCGGCAGCAGGGGUCUCAGGGAAGCUCCCAGCAUGAAGCUUUCUGCCCUCAUCCUGAUGCUGGCCGUCCUGGCAGGCAGCCAGGCCUCUCUCCUCAGCGAUGAGCCCACACCGAGGUUGGAGCAGAUCCAGGAAGCCUUCUGGGAGUAUGUGGCCAAAGCCACCAGUUCCACCGAGAAAACCAUGGAGCUGAUCCGUAAAUCUGAGCUGGGCCAGGAGAUCAAUAGCCGCAUCAGCCACAGCCUGGUGGCUGCCAACAGCUAUGGCACAGAGCUGCAGACACAGCUGCCUCCUGGGGCCCAGGAGCUGGUGGCCAAGCUGAGCAAGGACGCAGAAAUGCUGGUGCAGAAGAUUGCAGGGGACCUGCGGGAACUGACCCAGAAGGUGCAGCCAUACACUGAGGAGCUGCAGGCUCGGCUGGCACCCUAUGCCGAGGAGCUGCUGGAGCAGGCAGAGCAGCGCGCUGAGACCCUGCGCUGCGGCUUGAUGGCUGGCACCCAGGAGUUGAGCGAGAAGCUGCAGCAGAACGUGGAGGAGCUGCGCAGCCAGCUGGGUCCCUACGUCCAGGAGCUGAGAGGGCGGCUGCAGCAGCAUGGGCAAGAGUUCCAGCAGGGGCUGGAGCCCUACGUGAAGAAGCUGCAGGGGAGCCUUAGCCAGGGCGUGCAGCACGUCCGUCGCAACCUGUACCCCUACGCCGAGGACCUGCCCCAGAAGCUCAACCCCUACGCCGAAGACCUGCAGGGGCAGCUGGGCUCCUUCUGGGCCUCCUUCUUGCAGCACUUCCAGUGAGGGGCCUGUGCUGGUGGGGAGAUGGGAACACAGAGCCAGGUGGGCAGGGGCUGAGACACGGACCCCAUCCAUCCAUGGAGCCCCUGGGACUGGGGGAUGGGAGCACAGACCCCGUCCGUGCAUGGAGCCUUCAGGGGUCACAGGUGCUUGAGAGGGGGCAGCCUCUUCUCUAAGAGCCCCUGACAUGCCCAGGGUCCCUGCCCCAUCACCCCUAGUCACUCCCUGUGUCUGUAACAACCUCCCAGGGCUCAAUAAACCACCCGCUGAUUAA
This is a messenger RNA of Gopherus evgoodei (Goodes thornscrub tortoise), 2299 nucleotides long. Its product is annotated as apolipoprotein A-IV-like. Bases 1273 to 2028 code for a protein of 251 amino acids. The transcript has 4 exons. Gene Ontology annotation, biological process: phospholipid efflux; lipoprotein metabolic process; cholesterol biosynthetic process. Gene Ontology annotation, cellular component: high-density lipoprotein particle; chylomicron; extracellular region. Gene Ontology annotation, molecular function: phospholipid binding; cholesterol binding; phosphatidylcholine-sterol O-acyltransferase activator activity. The record is from RefSeq and is a predicted model, not a curated record. Lineage: Eukaryota; Metazoa; Chordata; Testudines; Testudinidae.